AGUUGUACGAAGUUUUUACGGUUUUAGCAAUAAAUUUGUAUUAAUUUCGAUUGAAAAUCUAUUCAAAAUGAAAUUUACGCUGUAGAAGUUAGAUAUAUAAUAUCAAUACUCUUUAACUGUGCUGAGCGUUUUAUACUCUAGAAGCAGGAAUAAGUGCAGAAACAAUUUUUUUUUCCAAUUGAACGACGGAUCGAAAGCUAGCCACUAAAAUGGACAACUUUUUCCGUAGCUCCAGUUUCAGCCAGGAAACGGCUUCACUUUUUAUGGACGAAAAGAUAGCGUCCGCUCGUGGAAAGAUCAUCGAAGCGCUGAAUGACUCCCUGACGGCGAACACCACUAAGAAGUGCGAAAUUAUAGCCAAAGUGCAAGAACUGGCAAUUCAUUCGGACGUGGCACUGUUGCUGGAGUUUUUGGAAAAUAUUCUGGCUUUUGCCCACGAUUCCAAUCAGGAUGUUCGGAAGGCAGUGGCCGGGUUUAUCGAGGAAGUUUGCAAGGCGAACAUUAGCUUACUUCCGAAGGUGGUCCACAUAUUGUUUGCCUUACUGCGGGACACGGCACCGAGCGUCACGAAGCGAGUUAUUCAGGGAUGUGGAGCGAUCUACAGACAGGCUUUGCAGUGGAUUUGUUCCUUGUCGGACAUCACGGAAGAGGUAGAACAAGCUUGGAACACGUUAUGUUUGAUUAAAGCCUCGAUUUUGGACAUGAUAGACAAUGAUAACGAUGGUAUCAGAACGAAUGCUAUCAAAUUCCUGGAAGGUGUGGUCAUUGUUCAGACCUAUCCGGAUGAGGAUAGUAUGAAACGAGAAAACGAUUUUUCUUUAGAAAAUAUUCCGUUGACGUUGAAGAUCGCUCGUAGACGGAAGUUGGAAGAUGAAGCUGGUCACAUUUUUGAAUUACUACUCCAGUUUCAUGCGGCGUCAUACAUUUCUCUGGUGAAUCUAAUCGCUUGUACCGGUACGCUCUGUAUCAUAGCAAAGAUGCGUCCGUCGAUGAUGAAUCAGGUGAUAGAAGCACUGAAGAAUCUUCACUCCAAUCUACCACCCACUCUAUCGAAUUCACAAGUCAGUUCGGUACGGAAGAAACUGAAAAUGGAAUUUUUGAAUCUACUGAAGCAUCCGGCCUGUUAUGAGCAUCAAACCGGCAUCGUACAAAUCCUUCAAGAUCUCGGUGCCUCGAACAGUGAAAUUGGCCGGGCUAUUCCAAAACUAGAUAAACGUGAGCAGCAACGUCGGGCAAAGCGAGCACUGGAGAGUUCAAUGUCCUCACAGUUGGCAGCGAAGAAGGCCAAAUUAGGUGAACAUAUGCGUCGCGAGAAAGAACGAUCCGCAGCGGCUGCUGCUGCAGCAAUUGCUCCAGAACCUCGCCAAAUGGAAAUCGAUUACGAUGAGCUUAACGAGCAGAAAGCAAGAUCGAACGUACUGAACGAACAGUUCCUGAACGAUAAUCUCAAGAAGCUGGAAGUCGUUGCACAGCUGGUGAUGAACAACUUUGGCAAAUUACCACCGGAACCGACAGAGCAAUUUCUGCAGACAUACACUCCGAUGCCACUCACCACCAGUGUCACUCAGCUGAUCCAGAAGAUAGCCCAAACGUUCGCCCAGCAGAUGACCGACGUGAGAGUUGGUCCGGGAUCGUCAGCCAUGACGAAGGAGCCACCGAUGAGACCGAAGAUUAGCGACGACGAGGAAAGAAGCAUCAUUCAAGGCCGUCGUCGCGACAUGGAAGCGGAGCCUGCUGGUGACGAAGACGCCGACGAUGAUGAUGUCGAUCUGGAUAAGCUGCCCGAAGAGGAACGGAAGAAUGCAGAAAACACCCGAAAGCUUCGCGAAACGCUGGAACGGGUCAAGGGAGGUGAACAGAAGCUGAAGCAGCGAGUCAAAGCCUUCGGCCUGCAGGACAUUACCAAGCCUCAUUCGCGGGAGUUAAGACAUACCUUCCUGAACGAUGCCGUGCGGAGGAUCCUAAAGGCAGAAAAGCAAGCUCUCAUCGGCGGGGCUGCAUUCAAGCGCAAGCGGAUAAUAACCGUGUUCGGUUCCUGUUUCAUGCCUUCCGUGCGGAAUGUGAUUCUGGAAUUCAUUUUCGAAGACGUCAAAAAACGGUUGGAUCUGGCCUUUUCGUGGAUAUUUGAAGAAUACAGCUUGCUACAGGGUUUCACUCGGCAUACCUACAUCAAAUCGGAAAUGAAACCGGAUUUUCCGUACACUCAGCUGUUGUUGAAUCUGUUGACCAACAUUAUGGAGAGACGCGAUUUGCGCGAGAAAGACUCGUUGCUGAAGAGCAUCUAUUUGGAAGCUCCGUUGCUUCCGGACGAUGUCAUUAGCUUGUUGAGUCACAUGUGUCAAUUAGAGGAACUGGCCGAUUGCGGUAUGCAGAUAACGAAAGACCUGCUCAUCAGACGACCACCGAAGGAAAAGGUGUAUCUAGAUAUUCUUUUCAAAUAUGCCGUCUACGAGAAUUGUGUCAUCCGUGAGAAAGCUAUUCACUAUUUGCUGCACAUCUAUUCGGUUCACCGUAUUCUAACGGAUGAAAUGGAGGAAAGGGCACUGCUGUGGCUCGGUUACCUAGAACAGGAAAAUCCAGCAGAGGAGAUCUUUGCCGUUGAGUUGGGUCGGGCGGAGCAAUCUAGGAAGUGGAGCGAUGAUUUAGCUAAAACUUGCCUCGGACUGUUUUUGGAAAUUCUGGUUUACAACCAGGAAAUGAUUCAUAAAUUGUCGGACGUUUACACGAAAGCCACUUCGGACAUGAAGCGCGCGAUGUUGAGAGCCAUCGAGGCUCCGGUUCGGAAGAUUGGAGCCGAGAGCGAAGAGUUGCUCAAACUUAUCGAGCACUGUCCCAAGGGAUCGGAAACCAUCAUUACUAGGAUCAUUUAUAUUUUGACAGAGAAGACCAUUCCUACACAGGAACUCGUUAAUCGAGUCCGCAAUCUACAUCAGACCAAAGUGUCCGACGUCCGUCUGCUGAUCCCCGUCAUCAAUGGACUUACGAAGAAGGAAAUUCUCGCCGCUCUGCCAAAGCUGAUCAAACUGAACCCGGUCGUGGUAAAGGAAGUGUUCAAUCGAUUACUCGGCGUCGGUGCUGAGUACAGUAGCUCCAAUCUCCCUAUUACGCCAGCCGAACUGCUGGUAGCAUUGCACACCGUCGACACCAGCAAGGUUGAGCUGAAAUGGGUCGUCAAGGCCACUUCUCUCUGUCUGGCGGAGAAGGAAACCUACACCCAUGAUAUUCUCGGCAGUGUGAUUCUACAGUUGGUGGAAAUCACACCACUGCCGACACUGCUCAUGCGUACGGUCAUUCAAUCUCUGACGCUUCAUCCGCGAUUGGCUGGUUUUGUGACCAAUCUACUUCAACGCCUCAUAUCGAAGCACGUCUGGAAACAGAAGGUGGUUUGGGAUGGAUUCCUCAAGUGCGCCCAGCGGCUGACCCCACAGAGUUUGGGAAUUCUGAUUCAGCUUCCGGCAGCUCAGCUGCAAGAUGCGUUGAACAUUUGUCCAGAAUUCCGAGAGCCGAUGCUGGAGCAUGCCCGGGAAAUUAUGGAACACCAAAUUGGUCACGUAUCGCAGGACCGAAUGGAUGUGCUGCUGGGAAUUUCACCUCACACACCAUCUGAGGGCACGGACGUUCAGAUUGUUGGCAAUUUCAAUGAAGAAGUGCCAACGACAACGCAUAUGCCAGUGAUGAUCAAGCAGGAAAAGGACGUUGAACGUCCGGAGCCAGCUCCACCCGGAAUGGAUUAGAAGAAGUAGUAGUAGUUGUUCAGUUUUGUUAGAAAUAAUUCAAUUAAUAAUAAAGUACAGUUCUAUGCGAGUACACAGAU
This is a messenger RNA of Ochlerotatus camptorhynchus, 3814 nucleotides long. It is a transcript of the gene Sym, whose product is annotated as symplekin. Gene Ontology annotation, cellular component: mRNA cleavage and polyadenylation specificity factor complex. The transcript is spliced from 5 exons. The coding region runs from base 210 to 3734 and encodes 1174 amino acids. The record is from RefSeq and is a predicted model, not a curated record. NCBI's taxonomy places the organism in Eukaryota, Metazoa, Arthropoda, Insecta, Diptera, Culicidae.